Durio zibethinus is the source of this 2064-nucleotide messenger RNA. Lineage: Eukaryota; Viridiplantae; Streptophyta; Magnoliopsida; Malvales; Malvaceae. The record is from RefSeq and is a predicted model, not a curated record.
CGAAGCAAACAAACAGACCGGAGAAAAAGACGGAAGGCAAAAGAAAAGAACAAAUUGCUUUCAAUCUUUCGAUAUCAGAAUAAGACCAAUAAAUUAAUGUUCAAGUAAUUGUUUGAUCAUUGCUCAAACUAAAUAACAUUGCUUUCCCGUACUUUCCCCACUACAACUAAACGUCAUGAUUCAAAAUUCUCAUUGGAGAAUUUUCUGUUUCUUCCUCUCUCUGCUCAAGCAGGAAAUCUCUCUUUCUCACAAUGCAUUGAAAUGAAAACCCAAGACAUUUCUCCAAGAUUCAUUAUCCUUUCUAUCUGGGGUUAUCUAAAUAUUAAAGAAAAAUGUCUUUCUUUUUUGGUAUGUUCGUUGGACUCACCAUUGGUAUCGGGUUGAUCGUUGCUUUUGCCCGAUAUGAGAAGAUCCGAUCCUCUCGUCGAGCUCAUCUGGCAAAGACGGUUGCUUCAUUUGCGAGGAUGACAGUGCAAGAUUCAAGAAAAAUCCUACCAAAUCAGUUUUAUCCACCUUGGGUUGUCUUUUCUCAGCGCCAGAAGUUAGUUUGGCUUAAUCUCCAGCUUAAAAAGAUUUGGCCAUUUGUUGACGAGGCAGCAUCAGAGCUAAUAAGAACGAGUGUUGAGCCAAUUCUUGAACAAUAUACACCAGCUAUCUUAUCGUCUAUGAAGUUUGCAAAGUUGACUCUUGGUACGGUUGCACCACAGUUUACAGGUGUUUCCAUCAUUGAGACCGAAAGUGGUGCUGGGGGAAUCACCAUGGAAUUGGAGCUGCAGUGGGAUGGUAACCCAAAUAUUGUGCUUAAUAUUAACACCAGAGUCGGUGUUGCCCUGCCUGUGCAGGUAAAAAAUAUAGGAUUCACUGGGGUUUUCAGGUUAAUCUUCAAACCACUUGUUGAUCAGUUUCCUUGUUUUGGAGCUGUUUGCUAUUCCUUGAGAGAAAAGAAAGAUCUUGAUUUUACACUUAAAGUUGUUGGAGGUGAUAUAUCAACAAUUCCUGGGGUUUCUGAUGCUAUUGAGGAAACCAUUCGGAAUGCUAUUGAAGAUUCCAUAACAUGGCCUGUUCGGAAAAUUAUACCCAUAUUACCUGGGGAUUACAGUGAUCUGGAGCUGAAACCUGUUGGAACAUUAGAUGUGAAGCUUGUGCAAGCCAAAGACCUAACAAAUAAGGACAUCGUUGGGAAAUCUGAUCCUUUUGCUGUCUUAUUUGUGCGUCCACUUCCAGAUAAAAUGAAAACCAGUAAAACCAUUAAUAACCAACUGAAUCCAAUUUGGAAUGAGCACUUUGAGUUCAUUGUAGAAGAUGCAUCCACUCAACACUUAACUGUAAGAGUCUUUGAUGAUGAAGGAGUUCAGGCCGCUGAAUUUAUUGGUUGUGCUCAAGUGGCAUUGAAGGAUCUUGAGCCUGGUAAAGUGAAGGAUAUAUGGUUGAAACUGGUCAAGGAUUUGGUGGUCCAGAGAGACACUAAAUACAGGGGUCAGGUACACCUUGAGCUCCUUUACUGUCCUUUUGGCACAGAAAGCAGCUUUAAGAACCCAUUUAACCCUGAUUUCUCACUGACAUCAUUGGAGAAGGCUCUUAAAUCAAUAACCAUUGAAACGGAAGCUGCUGACCUCGAAAGAGCAACAAGUCAAAGAAAAAGAGAUGUCAUUGUUAGAGGAGUGCUAUCAGUGACAGUUAUAGCAGCUGAAAACUUGCCAGCAGUAGAUUUUAUGGGAAAGGCAGACCCUUAUGUUGUCCUCAUAAUGAAGAAAUCUGAAACAAAAGCCAAGACAAGGGUUGCUAAUGAGACCUUGAAUCCAGUUUGGAACCAGACAUUCGACUUUGUUGUGGAGGAUGCAUUACAUGAAAUGUUAAUUUUGGAAGUCUGGGACCAUGACACUUUUAAGAAGGAAAAAAUUGGGAGAUGCCUCAUGACACUCACUAGAGUCUUAUUGGAAGGGGAAGUUCAAGAAUGUUUUCAAUUAGAUGGGGCUAAAUCAGGAAAGAUUUUUAUCCAUCUAAAGUGGAGUCCACAGUUAGUAUUCCGUGAUGCUUGACUGCCAAGAAACAAUGAAAAAUUUU